AAUUCACGAUGACUGUAAAGAUUUUUAGACGUGGCUCCGCACGUUGUAUUGGCUUGUUAUCGGCCUUUAUAACAAUUCUACUAUGCCUUUACUAUAUUUCUAUGGGACAGCCCUCGAACAUACAACCUAAGGAGCCCAUCGCUAGCUUGUUUGUUGGCAGUGGGGGUAGCGGUGCGUCAGCGGCAGGGCAAGUCAAUAAUCUAGUUGCUGAAAAUGGUGCCGACAAUACUGAGCCCCAACAACUACGAAUUUAUGGCAGUAAAAUAAGACACGGCAACAAUGAAGAUGAGAAUGCCCCACCAACGGCAUUGAGGCAACAUCAAUUGAUGGCAAAAUCUGCAGUCAAUGGACCAAGACAACAAAAUGCAGCCGGUGAUGAUGCAGUGGAUUAUGGUGCUGCUGCAGCAGCUGGUAGUAGUGGCGUUGAUGGUUCCUUUGGCAGUGGCAAUAUGUAUGUCAAUAAUCCUCAAUGGGGCGAUAAAUGUUAUAUUUUAGAGGAAAGCGAAACCAACAUAACAUCACAAGAUGAAUAUGCAAAAUUUGAUUUUCAGCCUGAAUGGGUUCGUACCAAAGAAUAUUGGGAUCGUGGCUUUGAAGAACGCUUCGAGGCCCAGAAAAAAGACAAACAAAGACCACCACUAAAGGUAAUUGUUGUCCCCCAUUCACACAAUGACCCGGGCUGGUUAAAGACCUUUCUCAAUUACUUCCAAAGUGAUUCGAGACAGAUUCUAAAUCUAAUGGUCACAAAAAUGCAAGAAUAUACCGAUAUGACUUUCAUAUGGUCUGAAAUAAGUUUCUUACAAUUGUGGUGGGAUCAAGCCCAUCCUACCAAACAGAGGGCACUGAAACGGCUAAUUAAUUCUGGAAGAUUUGAAAUUACAACUGGUGGUUGGGUUAUGACUGAUGAGGCUAAUGUCCAUCUCUAUGCCAUGUUAGAUCAACUGAUUGAGGGACACCAGUGGCUAAAAAAUAAUUUAAAUGUUACACCCACUGUAGGCUGGUCAAUUGACCCCUUUGGUCAUGGCAGUACUGUACCAUACCUACUUUCUGGUAGCAAUUUUGAGGGAGCUAUUAUACAGCGUAUCCAUUAUGCCUGGAAACAAUGGUUUGCUAGACAUCAAAAAGGAGAUUUUAUAUGGACACCAUACUGGAACACCCAUGGUGGUGGUGCAACAGAUAAGGAGCAACAACAACACCGCAAGGGAAGUUUGUUAACGCACAAUAUGCCAUUCGAUAUAUAUUCCAUAAAAGGUUCAUGCGGACCACAUCCUUUCAUCUGCUUAAAUUUUGAUUUCCGUAAAAUACCUGGUGAAUACACGGAAUAUUCAAUUAAGGCUCAGUUCAUUACUGACGAAAAUAUUGAGGAAAAAGCUCAGUUGUUAUUGGAACAGUACUCACGCACCGCUUCUUUGUUUCCGCAUAAUGUAGCUCUAAUCCCAGUAGGCGACGAUUUUCGUUAUAACAAAGAACGUGAAGUUGAUCAGCAAUACACAAAUUACAAAAAACUCAUCGAUCACAUCAUGGCCAAUAAGAGGCUAUAUAAUGUGGAUAUUUCGUUUGGCACGCCCAAGGACUAUUUCAAUGAAAUCAAAAAGAGAACAGCAGAGUUUCCCACAUUUAAGGGAGAUUUCUUCGUAUACUCUGACAUCUUUUCUGAAGGAAGACCAGCAUAUUGGUCGGGAUAUUUCACAACACGUCCAUCAUACAAAAUUUUGAGUGCUGAUUUGGAACAAAAUCUUCGUGCCGGAGAAAUAUUAUUUACCUUGGCAUAUAAUACAGCUCGUCAGAGGCAUCAUGAGAAUGCAAUAAAAAUAUUUGAAAAGAAUUAUGAGAAAAUGAUACAUGCCAGACGCAAUCUGGGUCUGUUCCAACAUCAUGACGCCAUAACAGGGACAUCAAAGGCAGCUGUUAUGCGCGACUAUGGUAUGCGUUUGUUUGAAAGUAUUCAGGAUGUUGUACGCAUGCAACAAUCUGCCAUUGAGCUGCUUAUACAAAACGGUACAGAGAGACACAAUUUCCUUCUAAGCGAAUUGGAGAGAGAUAACUUCAGUAAAUUGCCACGAAAGACUCCCAUACCAUUGGCUACAUCGUCUCCCAACAGUGAUUUCUCCAUUGAGUUUACAUCUUCUUCGGCGGAUGGCAAGUCCGCCAACUUUGUGAUAUUCAAUCCCUUGACCCAUAAGCGUAUAGAGGCACUUACAAUUAGAACUACCACACCGUAUGUGAAGAUUCUCAACGAUGCCGGCCAGGAAUUAAGAAGUGUACAAAUAAAUCCCGUUUGGAAUAUUAGCGAUCCCUAUGAACUGGGAAUGAAUAUGAUGGGUUCGUCCACCACGGCUCGUAUACGUAUUUCUAGGCGGCAGUAUGAGGUAAUGUUUAUAGCUGAAUUGGAUCCAUUGUCGUUAACUUCGUUCACGGUCGCAGUGGAUGAGGUUAAUGCCAAACGACUGAUGUCAACAAUCUAUUGUGAUGAGUGCACAGAUCAAAUGGAUGGAAGUACUACCGAGAGUCCAUUGUCGAAAGAGGAAUUUGUUGUAAAAUCUAAACCACCGGGCGAUAUCCAAUUGGAGAACAAUUUCAUGCGUUUAUUGUUUGACGAGAAGACUGGCUUUCUGAAGACAAACACCCGUAAAGGGGUUAAUCAGCAACUGCUAAAUCCAAUGCAAUGCGCCAUCAAAUUUGCUGCUUAUCGUAGUGCGCAAUUUCAUUCAGGGGCAUAUCUGUUCAAAACGGAUCCCGAACAAAGUGAGGCAGAGAAGGAUGUAUUGGACCAAUACGAAGAUAAACGUAUUAUAAUUACAUCGGGUUUGAUAGCCAGUGAUGUUACAGUUAUUUAUGGACCAUUCUUGGCACACACGGUUCGAAUUUUCAACACGAAAACCCACUUGGAUGCAGCAAUAUACAUUGAGAAUGACAUCGAUUUUGAACCACCACCCAAGAAUCGGGAAACUGAACUGUUUAUGCGUUUUAUAACUGACAUUGAUAAUAUAGCUCCAGUGAACAAGGAUACCUUAAAGGAUGGAGAUACAAUUCCGGAGUUGCCAGAGUUUUACACCGAUCAAAAUGGUUUCCAAUUUCAUAGACGUAUCAAGGUACCUUCGAUUGGUAUUGAGGGCAAUUACUUCCCCAUUACAACGGCUGCCUUUAUGCAAGAUGACAAAGUAAGAUUUUCAUUAUUGACUACUCAUGCCCAGGGUGCUGCCAGUUAUGAACCAGGUCAAUUGGAAGUAAUGCUCGAUCGAAGAACUCUGUACGAUGAUUACCGUGGCAUGGGUGAAGGUAUUGUUGAUAGCCGGUUGACGCGUCAUAAGUUCUGGGUUGUCAUAGAAGAUAUGCCUGUUGUAGCCAAACCCAAAAAGUAUCAAGUGCCCAGUUUGUUAACCAAUUAUUUGGCGAAUGGUUUACGCUACCCUCCCACCAUUUAUUUUGUGGAAAAUUUCGAAAACCCACCUCACUUGAAGAAUAAAGCUUUGCUCUUGGAUAAUGGCGCCCUGCCAUGUGACGUGCAUCUGAUUAAUUUCCGUACCUUGUCAGAGGAACAAUUACAGCUAUUCCCUUCGUCAUCAGCUUUAAUGAUUUUACAAAGGCAGGGUUUCGAUUGUUCGGUGAACAAUAAACAGGAUAUUGAUCUGCUUUCCAGCGUGUGUCCCUUUAAACAUCAAGGUCUUGGCCAUGUUAAUUUCAAUAAAUUGCAUUUAGAUUCUUUGGAAACCACCAGUUUAACUGGCAUAUUGCCAGUACAUAGACGUAAGAAAUUGAAGAACUUCAAUGACAUUACCAUAGAGCCAAUGGAGUUAUUAACAUUCAAUGUCACAUUUAAGACUUAGAAUUAAGCCGACUAUCCAAAAA
Musca vetustissima is the source of this 3849-nucleotide messenger RNA. It is a transcript of the gene alpha-Man-IIb, whose product is annotated as alpha-mannosidase 2. The transcript has 5 exons. The coding region runs from base 9 to 3827 and encodes 1272 amino acids. Gene Ontology annotation, biological process: protein deglycosylation; N-glycan processing; mannose metabolic process. Gene Ontology annotation, cellular component: Golgi membrane. Lineage: Eukaryota; Metazoa; Arthropoda; Insecta; Diptera; Muscidae. The record is from RefSeq and is a predicted model, not a curated record. Gene Ontology annotation, molecular function: carbohydrate binding; alpha-mannosidase activity.